Hemiscyllium ocellatum (epaulette shark) is the source of this 1723-nucleotide messenger RNA. RefSeq names its product arrestin domain-containing protein 3-like. The coding region runs from base 381 to 1469 and encodes 362 amino acids. The transcript has 7 exons. Gene Ontology annotation, cellular component: cytoplasm. Lineage: Eukaryota; Metazoa; Chordata; Chondrichthyes; Orectolobiformes; Hemiscylliidae. The record is from RefSeq and is a predicted model, not a curated record. Gene Ontology annotation, biological process: protein transport.
CAGCACCAUGGGCUGGGAGCUCGGCUCUGGCACCAGUGCCGCCCAUUCGAUCGCUUCCUUUGAUAGAAAAAUCGGAAUCGUAAAAUUGAGGAGAGUGGAGGAACUGUUGUGUUUCCUUUGCUUGUAGAAUUACGAGAAAUGACGAUGCGCAGGGGUUGGUGAAACCACACAAUAACUUUCACAUGCUCCUUUCUCCAAAAAGGCGGAAGCAGACUGAGCUCACUGCCCUGGCACUGUGGGGCUGCUCACGUUCAGAAAACUCCCGAACACACAGGGAGGAUCGGUACAAGAAGGGACAUUCCCAAUCCCGCUUCAGACCGCACCCAAUUGGCAGGGGAAUGGUCUCACUUUAAAAUCUCUCCACCUCGGCGCCCGCAGCAAUGGGGAAAGUGACGAGUUUUACAAUACUCUACGACCGCGCCGUGGACAACAACAUCCCGACCUACAGCUGCGGGGAAUGGGUCUCUGGGCGGAUCAUUGUCGAGGUCAACGCUGAGAUCGAGGUGAAAGCUCUUAAAAUUCACGCCAAAGGACAGGCGUAUGUUCACUGGACUGAGACCGACUCGGACUCGGAGACUCGGUCCUAUAGUAAGACCAUCAGAUACUUCAAGCACAAGGACUUGCUAAUAGGAAUAGAUGAUUCUGAACAACUUACAGUUCUACCUCCAGGCAGACAUGAAUAUCCAUUCAGCCUUGUGCUUCCACAUUCACCACCACUUCCUGCCACCUUCAAAGGUCCUCAUGGCAACGUGAGCUAUUGGAUGACAGCCAAACUGCACAGACCAUGGAAACUGAGAAUUAAAGUGAAAGAAAUGUUUACAGUACUUGACCAGAUUGACAUUAAUGUGCCAUCAUUGUUGUCACCACAGUCUGCUUCAGAGGAGAAAACUAUUUGUUGCUGCUGUUGUGCCUCAGGCCCAAUAUCCCUAAGUGCCAAAAUUGAACGCAAAGGCUACAUAUCAGGUGAAUCCAUUCGAAUAUUUGCUGAAAUUGAGAAUAACUCUUCCCGCAAAUUGGUUCCAAAGGCAGCCAUUUAUAAGACACAGAUUUUCCGUGCUGAAGGAAAGAAGAAAACGGCUACAGAACUGGUAACCAAAAUAGAGGGUGAGCCACUGUUAGCUGGAAAAUCAGAGAACUGGAAUGGAAUGGAACUGAAAAUUCCAGCAGUGCCUCCUACACUGAUGAACUGCAGCAUUAUCCAAAUGGAGUACUCACUGAUGAUAUAUUUAGAUGUCCCAAGCUCAUUCAACUUAGAUGUUAAAUUACCAAUUGUUAUUGGUACAAUUCCCUUGCAUCCGGUCAACAACCAGGCAACCAACUAUAACACCCAAUAUGGCAUGAACUACAACACCUUCAACAACUUCAGUGACACUCUCCCUGAAGGGCCUGAUGCAGGAAAACCUGGCUUUCUAUUCACCAACGAGAACCCAGGCUUCCAGACACUGGGAAUGAAAAAUUUUCAGGAAUAAUGAAUUGCGGUGUACAUUUGUCCUCUGGGUGAUGGAGGAUUGUGGUGCCAACUUUGGCUUGCUGUUGAGUCCAAAUGCCUUCUCCAAAUGCAUUUAGAAAUGUCAAGAUUAAAACAGCAAACAGAAACCACUGUUUACAUUACUUCUAAGUACAUGCUAAUUUUUAACUUAAUUGUCAUAAAUAAAACAACAUAAAACAUAUUUGCUUGAAUACCAAUUCUGCUGGUGCAUAAUGAACUUUGCUGAAAAUGUGU